AGCAACCGCAUCUGGGCUCCACCAGUCCGAGGAAGGAAGAGCUUGUGGGCCCAUCCCCUCCUGCUCUGCCUGGGUUGCAGUUACAAGCAGGAGAAGAAGGAUCCGCGGUGGGCCAAGUGCUUCCUGCUUGGAAAAGGAUGAAACUCUUGCUGUCCCUGAUGGGAACGUGGAUGAUUCUUGGAUUUAUGGUGGAAAGCACAAAAAUAAAAAAACUCAAAAACCACAGGGAAAAGAAUAUCACAAAACAGGCUUCACUGAAUGAAAUCAAAAGAUUUCUAUCAUAUAAAUUGGAAAGAAGAAAAUUAUUUAAAAUAAUCAACCAGAAAAGAAGUGGUUUAAGAAGUAAGAAGAGUCAAAGCAAAGGAGAAAAAGGGAGAAAACAAUACAUAUUUUUCUCAGCAACAAAUAGCAGUUAUUCAAAAAAGGCAGCAGUGAAAAACAAUACUGAUGAGGGAGAACGUCUUUUUCAUUUGGGCAUGAAAAUUUUCCAGCAGUCCAAAAGCCAACUGCAGAAAAAACAAGCCUACCUACUCUUUGCUAAAGCAGCCAACAUAGGAAACUUAAAAGCUAUGGAGAAAAUGGCUGAGGCUUUGCUUUUCGGUGAUCUUUACUCUCAAAACAUCACAGCAGCUACUGCGUUGUUUGAGUUCUUGGUUGAGGAUGGCUCACAUGAAGCCCAAAAUCUUCCGAGGAUGCUUUGCUGCGUCUUUGGAAUCCUCCACGAGCAAGCGGGAUCACCAUUAUUCACCUUCACUUCAUAUUAUAAAGCACUGGGAUUUCUAUCUUCAUAUGGAAUAGGAGUGGAAUAUAACCAAGCCAAGGCACUGUUAUAUUAUACCUUUGGAGGAAUUGGCGGCAACAUGAUGUCUCAAAUGAUUUUGGGGUACAGAUAUUGGGCAGGAAUAAAUGUUCAAAAGAAUUGUGAAGUCGCACUUGUUCACUACAGGAAAGUUGCAAGUUUUAUUGCUAGUAAAUUGGAAAAGAAUGAAGGCAUCCCUGUGGAAAAAGUGAGACUCACAGAGAGACCUGAGAAUCUGAGUUCUAACAGUGAGAUUUUGGAUUGGGACAUUUAUCAAUAUUAUAAAUUUUUGGCAGAAAGAGGAGAUAUCCAAAUACAAGUGUCUCUUGGACAGUUACAUUUAAUAGGGAGGAAAGGACUAGAACAAGAUUUUUAUAAAGCAUUGUACUACUUCUUAAAGGCAGCCAAGGCUGGGAGUACAAAUGCCAUGGCAUUUCUGGGAAUGAUGUACUUAGAAGGAAACGCUGCAGCACCACAAAAUAAUGCCACUGCCUUUAAGUACUUCUCAAUGGCAGCUAAUAAGGGUAAUGCAAUUGGAUUUUAUGGACUGGGACUGCUUUAUUUUCAUGGGAAAGGUAUUCCAGUGAACUAUGUCGAAGCUUUUAAGUACUUUCAGAAAGCUGCAGAGAAAGGUUGGCCAAAUGCACAGUUUCAGUUAGGAUUCAUGUAUUACUUUGGCUUAGGAGUGUGGAAGGAUUAUAAACUUGCCUUCAAAUAUUUUUACCUGGCAUCUCAAAGUGGACAGCCCCUUGCCAUUUAUUACUUGGGUGAGAUGUAUGCUUCAGGAAUUGGAGUGUUGAGAUCAUGCCAAACUGCAGUUGAGUUUUACAAAGGCGUCUGCGAACUAGGGUUCUGGGCCGAGAAAUUCCUGACAGCGUACUUUGCUUAUAAGGAUGGUGAUAUAGACUCAUCCCUUGUUCAAUAUGCACUGCUAGCAGAAAUGGGCUAUGAAGUAGCUCAAAGCAAUACAGCAUUCAUUUUGGAAUCUAAAAGCACUAAAAUUAUUGGUGAAGAUCAAAUGUAUCCAUUGGCACUUCUCUUGUGGAAUCGAGCUGCAGCUCAAGGCAAUGCACAUGCCAGAGUUAAAAUCGGAGAUUACUACUUUUAUGGCUAUGGAACAAAGAAAGAUUAUCUAACAGCAGCAACUCAUUAUGGCAUUGCAGCAGAAAAACACCACAGUGCCCAAGCCAUGUUCAACCUAGGUUACAUGUAUGAACAUGGUUUAGGGGUUACCAAGGACAUUCAUUUGGCUAAGAAACUAUAUAACUUAGCUGCAAAGUCAAAUCCGGAUGCAUCUGUACCCGUGUUCUUUGCACUUAUGAAAUUGGAAGCUGUGGAUUUUCUAAGACAUAUCCUGCUCUUUAACCAGUUUACUAUGAGAUGGAAGUGGCUGAAAUUGGACAACACCUUUGGACCCUACUGGGAUUUGUUUAUGAUCGGUAUCAUAACUGCCUUACUGACAGUAUUGCUUAGAAACAGACAAGAGUAAGACAACCAUCAAAUGAAGCCAUCCUUUGCAAAGAAAUGGACUGAAGCCAUUCAUUCUCAACUAAUAAACAGUUUCCCCAUGAGUGACCUA
Ornithorhynchus anatinus (platypus) is the source of this 2378-nucleotide messenger RNA. It is a transcript of the gene SEL1L2, whose product is annotated as SEL1L2 adaptor subunit of ERAD E3 ligase. Lineage: Eukaryota; Metazoa; Chordata; Mammalia; Monotremata; Ornithorhynchidae. Gene Ontology annotation, biological process: ERAD pathway. Bases 138 to 2288 code for a protein of 716 amino acids. The transcript is spliced from 21 exons. The record is from RefSeq and is a predicted model, not a curated record. Gene Ontology annotation, molecular function: protein binding. Gene Ontology annotation, cellular component: endoplasmic reticulum membrane.